Messenger RNA from Anopheles cruzii, 411 nucleotides. Its product is annotated as protein krueppel-like. Lineage: Eukaryota; Metazoa; Arthropoda; Insecta; Diptera; Culicidae. Gene Ontology annotation, molecular function: RNA polymerase II transcription regulatory region sequence-specific DNA binding; DNA-binding transcription factor activity, RNA polymerase II-specific. Gene Ontology annotation, biological process: regulation of transcription by RNA polymerase II. The coding region runs from base 1 to 411 and encodes 136 amino acids. The transcript has 5 exons. Gene Ontology annotation, cellular component: nucleus. The record is from RefSeq and is a predicted model, not a curated record.
AUGACAACGAACAGAGAGAAAGAGAGCAGUGCCGAAAGUGGACACAGUAAUACCCCAAAACAGCGAUCCGCGACAGUUUUCAAACAAUUAGAGCCAAAUUCAGCUGGCGCGAACACAACCAGGCUGAAGAGUCACAUCCGCACUCAUACCGGCGAAAAGCCGUUCACGUGUAAAGUUUGCGGUAAAACGUUCCAUGCAGCACACAACCUGUGCAAACAUAUGAAAAUUCACAACAAGGACCAACACCAGUGUCCUCAUUGCCCCGGCAAAUUCGAUCACAUUCAGACUCAUACCGACGAAAAGCCAUUCAUGUGUAAAGCCUGUAGCAAAACGUUCCAUUCAACAACCAACCUGCGCCGCCAUAUGAAAACUCACGACAGGGACCAAAAUAAAUCGGUCCUUACACAAUAG